Gigantopelta aegis is the source of this 858-nucleotide messenger RNA. RefSeq names its product 39S ribosomal protein L49, mitochondrial-like. Lineage: Eukaryota; Metazoa; Mollusca; Gastropoda; Neomphalida; Peltospiridae. The transcript is spliced from 4 exons. Gene Ontology annotation, molecular function: structural constituent of ribosome. Gene Ontology annotation, biological process: translation. The coding region runs from base 2 to 577 and encodes 191 amino acids. The record is from RefSeq and is a predicted model, not a curated record. Gene Ontology annotation, cellular component: ribosome; mitochondrial large ribosomal subunit.
UAUGGUAACCAGUAUUUCAGAAUCCAGUAUGGAGUCGUUGAGUACCUUUUGUAGGUCAAGAAGACUUCUUAGCGCGGCUAGAAAUGCAUUUAGAACGUAUUCGAUGACACGAGUCGCCGUAACACAUGCCAAUUUUCAUAAUGAAACCUCAAAUGACUUGAAAAUUACAGAUGACCAUCCAGAGGUAGAAGUUUCUCACAAAGAAUUCAAAUAUGUAGAGAAAUUGUUACCAAAACUAACAGUACCUGAUCCGCCCCAGCAUGGCAGUUACCCCACCCCAUCUGGGUGGGUUGCACCUACAGCAUCAUCAACUACGCAUCCAUAUUUCAUAAAAAGAACUAAAAACCAUAUGUUCCCGGUGUACUUGGAGACUUCACAUGCGGGAACUAGGCAACUCGUGAAAAUUAAACAAGUGGAAGGAGAUAUUUGGGCGUUUGAAGCAGACCUUAGGAGCCACCUAGAACAAGUGACUGGAAAGUCCGUCUUCACUCGUGUUCAUGAAGUGUCACGCUAUGUACAGGUCAAAGGACUCCAUUUAGAGGAAGUGUCAAAACUGCUGCUGCAGAAAGGAUUCUGAUGUGUUGAAAAUGAUAUAAAUUGAUUUGUUUGCUUUUUGUUGCUUUUCUUAUUACUGAAAAGAAGUGUGGGUUUGCAGACAUGUAUGCAAGAUUUUCUGUAGCAUUUACAUACAAGAGGACUUUUUUUAAGAAAAGAAAGUGAACCUUCACUGACAAAAACAUUUUAUGGUGAUGUUAUUAACAAUAAAAAAUUAAAUAGGGAGCAUCCACCCACUGCGCAUCAAGGUACCCACCUCUGGGUACAAUCUUGGUUUUAUAAUAUAAAGAAUGGCAGUCAAAA